UGAUGAUCAGUUUAGCCCCACCAAUGCCACCUGUCAGUGUACAUCAAUGCCAGCUGUCAGUGCUCAUCAAUGCCACCUGCCAGUGCCCAUCAGUGCCACAUCAAUGCCACACAUCAGUGCCUACCAGUGCACACCAAUGCCACAUAUCAGUGCGCAUCUGAGCUGCCUUUCAGUGUCAAUUAUCAGUGCCAGUCAGUGCCACCUAUCAAUGCCAUCAGUGCCAUCUAUCAGUGCCAGUCAGUGCCGCCUAUCAGUGCGCAUCCGUGCACCCUAUCAGUGCCCGUCAGUGCUGCCUAUCAAUGCCGCCUAACCGUGCCAGUCAGUUCCGCCUAUCAGUGCCAGUCAGUGCUGCCUAUGAGUGCCAGUCAGUGCCGCCUAUCAGUUCCACCUAUCAGUACAAUAUAUGAGUGCUGCUUUUCAGUGCCCAUCAGUGAUGCCUGUCAAUGCCCAUCAGUGCCACCUAUCAGUGCCCAUCAG
Staurois parvus is the source of this 477-nucleotide messenger RNA. NCBI's taxonomy places the organism in Eukaryota, Metazoa, Chordata, Amphibia, Anura, Ranidae. The record is from the annotation of a GenBank genome assembly.